Moesziomyces antarcticus is the source of this 741-nucleotide messenger RNA. RefSeq names its product cytochrome b5 protein. The transcript has 2 exons. Gene Ontology annotation, cellular component: intracellular membrane-bounded organelle; endoplasmic reticulum membrane. Bases 1 to 741 code for a protein of 246 amino acids. Gene Ontology annotation, molecular function: heme binding. NCBI's taxonomy places the organism in Eukaryota, Fungi, Basidiomycota, Ustilaginomycetes, Ustilaginales, Ustilaginaceae. The record is from RefSeq and is a predicted model, not a curated record.
AUGUACCCGUCAGAAGCCUGCGCGAGUCUGGACAUUCUUGCCCAGUGUCUUCCGGUGUUUCAUGUCCAGAGGACGGUGUCGCAGAAACAAGGCAAUUUCGGUGCAGAGACGCCCGCCAGCCUGCAAAUUAGUUGGGAAAUUGUGUAUCAACAAAGGCAAGUCGUCCUGAUAUUCUCACUCGAGCCCAAUCCACCUGGCACUCCGAAGCCCCGCUAUACGCCUAGCCAUCGCAACAUCAUGGCCGAACAAGAGCUCAAAGAGAUCAGCAAGGCCGAGCUGGCCAAGCACAACACCAAGGAGGAUCUCUGGUUCAUCAUCUACAACAAGGUGUACGAUGUGACAAAGUAUCAGACCGAACAUCCCGGUGGAAUCGACGUGCUCAUGCAAUUUGCAGCCGACGACGCCUCGGAGAUGUCCGAAGCGACGGGCCAUUCGGAUGAAGCCAGAAAGAAGCUCGACAAGCUCAUCGUCGGCCAACUCCCAUGCGAAGACCAAGAAGACGACGUCGAAGUCUUCCACAAGGUAUACCCGGACACGCAUAACCCUGAUCGCAAGCCGCUCGGCAAGGAGUUCUUCGCUCUCUUCUUGGGGCUCACGGGGCUGGUCGCCUUUUAUACACCAUCAUCAAUUACACUCGUUCGUAUCAACAAGUCUGCCGUCUGUUGUGUGCUACCGCCAGCGCCCAAACCAUCGCCAGGCAUUGCGCAAUACCAACAGAUUAUGAGACCUAGCUGGUUCUAG